GACAACGAGGCGGAAAACACCGACCCAGAGGUACUGGACGACACGCUCGACGACACGCUCGACCAGGUAGUGGACGACGGGGUAGUGGACGACGCGCUCGCGGUAGAGCACGACGAGGUAGUGGACGACGUGGUAGUGGACGACGAGGUAGUGGACGACAGCGAGGUAGUGGACGACGCGGUAGUGGACGACGCGGUAGUGGACGACAGCGAGGUAGUGGACGACGCGGUAGUGGACGCACCGACCCCAGUGAAGAAGGCGGCAACUCCGACCCCGGUGAAAAAGGCGGCAACUCCGACCCCAGUGAAGAAGGCGGCCACUCCCACCCCAGUGAAGAAGGCCGACGGCGGCAACUCCGACCCCACCGAAGGCGGCAACUCCGACCCCACCGAAGGCGGCAACUCCGACCCCACCGAGGAAGGCGGCAACUCCGACCCCACCGAAGGCGGCAACUCCGACCCCGCCGAAGAAGGCGGCAACUCCGACCCCGCAGAAGGCGGCAACUCCGACCCCGCCGAAGAAGCGAAGGAGGUGGCGACCCCACCGAAGGCGGCGACGGCCGAGAACAUGCUGUUCUACGGCAGCUUGCUCGGCAAGAAGCAGAAGAGCUCGGGCAGCCGCAAGAAGGACAAGAAAAAGAAGAAGAAGAAGAAAAAGGAGUCGGCGGCAGCGGUGCCGUCGGCGUCAGCGGUGGUGCCGUCGGGGCCGCCUGAACCAACGCCCUCGCACGUGCCGUCGUGGCUCGACCCAGACGCGGCAGCUAAGCGCUCGGCUAGGAAGAGGCCCGCAGGUGCGAAGGCCGUCGCCGACACCGCCAAGAAGAGGCCCGUAGGUGCGAAGCCCCCCGCCAGGAGCCAGGAGCUCGCAGGCGAGCUCGCAGAGCCGUCGGCGGGGGGCGAGCUCGAGGGCGGGCUCGAAGCCGACCUCGAGGGGGAAGAUGAGAACGAGGACGCCGACCUCGACGACGUCGACCUCGAGGGGGAAGAGGAGGAGGACGCUGAGGGCGACGAAGAGGCCGACGAGGAGGAGGUGGCCGACGAGGAGGAGGCGGCGCCUGAGGCCGACGAGGAGCUCGCUUGGGCGGACACCCCAGAUGACGGUCCAGGCGAGACGACGCGUGAGUUCGCGCACAACGACGGGGCGAUCUACGUGGUCUACCAGCAGCAGAGGAACAGCGAGGGCUUCUCGGCCGUGUGCGUGUACCCCAAGGACGGUGGCACGAAGCAGAAGAAGCAGGCGUGCCAGGUGCGCGACAACAUGUGGGGCGAGGGCUGCAUGGCCAAGAUGGGCGUAGAUAGCCAGCGCACGUGCUCGAAGCUGGUGGCCAACUACGUGGUCUGCGGGAUCAGCAAGAAGAAGAUCAAGGAGUCGGCGCAGGCGGCCCAGGAGCGGGACCGCGUUCUGGCGCAGCUCGGCGUCGGCCCCG
This is a messenger RNA of Prorocentrum cordatum, 1426 nucleotides long. Lineage: Eukaryota; Dinophyceae; Prorocentrales; Prorocentraceae. The record is from the annotation of a GenBank genome assembly.